Molecule: messenger RNA, 2234 nt
Organism: Episyrphus balteatus (marmalade hoverfly)
Lineage: Eukaryota; Metazoa; Arthropoda; Insecta; Diptera; Syrphidae
Product: nidogen-like
Exons: 2
Coding region: 103-570 (155 amino acids)
Source: RefSeq, a predicted model, not a curated record
GUGUUAAAAAGUUUAAUUAGAUGACCUCAAUGCUUUUCUUUUAGGAAACUUUAUUGGUUAGUGGGCAUUAGGAAUUCUUAUAAAGUCCAAUCAAAAAUUGAGAUGUCUGAACUGGACGGUACCGCUCGUGAGAUUCUUUUCACAUUACCAUUCGGACUAGAUGCCUAUACGUUAGCAGUGUUUCCAAACAGUGGGGAUUUAUGCUUUAAUUGUUAUGAUCGUGGAAAUGGAUCUAAACUAAUGUGCAUGGAUUUGCAUUCAAAGGAGGUUAGAAAUAUUGCAGUAACGUUAUCACGCAUAGGUGGAAUAACUGCCACGAACGAUAGUAUAUAUUGGUAUGAUAGCGGCAGCACGACAAUAGAAGGUAUUGAUUCUAAUGGAAGGCGCCAUCCAAGUUUACAUUGUGACCCGGGAGAUAACGUGGGGAAAUUAAUUGCUUUGGAAAACUAUUGUCCUCAAGGCAUCAAUCCAUGCCAAAUGAAUAAUGGUGGAUGUCCGUUGGGGAGUAUUUGUUUGCCAAAUCGAAGUUCAUCAUCUAAAAAAAGUUGUAAACAAAUAAAGUUAAAAUAGUUUUAAAUAUUUUAUUUCGUUUUGUGGAAAUCUUUGAGAAAUUUUAUAAUUUGUACACUGCCGCUCAUCUGAAUAGGUUCACAUUUUAGUUCAUUUUACAUUUGGCCUGUCUUGGUAUUUAAUGCAAUGGCACAUCUUUUUUAUGUAUGUAACGAGAGAACAUCUUUAUGCGCUUAGUUUAGGAGAAAAAAAAUGGUCUUGGGGCCUACCGUUCUUCUCACACGGUAGCUAGACCAAAUCUAGUCAUAAAAUCAAGCAUAUUUUUUGGCUCAUCUGAAUAGGUUCUAAAGCAAAAAUGUUAAUAAAUGAUGAGUUGCAUCGGUCUGUUGGACUCAAAAUUGUGUCUGUCAAUAAAUCUGAUUGUGUAUAACCUGUAAGGAUGAAAACGGGUCGUGAAAAAUCUUUAGGCGCGGAAAAAAUGUGGAAAAUAAAAGAAGCCUUUGAAUUAGACUGAAAUCAACGAUGCAUUGGGACAAAAAUUAACACAAGUUAAAAUUUAGUAUGCAGUUAUUUGCGCAAUAUCCAAGGGUAUAGAAACAACAUUUACAAUCGAAGUUGCUUAGCCACAACAUUGGCCGAUAGGUGUGAAAUGAUCUGAACAGCAUGACUUCGCGCUAAAAAUUAAGCUGAAAACCGGUAUGAAAUGCAGUUUAACGACGGCAAAACGGGUUGUCAGAAUUGGUAAACAUUUGAGGAGAACAAAACCUCGCAAAAAUUAUCACUUUACAAACCACGAACAGAAACUCACCUCCAAUAAAAAAAAAAAAUUGUCGUGAAAGUCGAAUUUGCUAUUUCCUCAUACAAAACUUUUUAUCUGCAAUAUCAAACAGAGUUUUUUUUACUAUUGGAGGUGAGUUUCUGUUCGUGGUUUGUAAAGUGGUAAUUUUUGCGAGGUUUUGUUCUCCUCAAAUGUUUACCACUUCUGACAACCCGUUUUGCCGUCGUUAAACUGCAUUUUAUACCGGUUUUCAGCUUAAUUUUUAGCUCGAAGUCAUGCUAUUCUGAUCAUUGCACAUCUAUCGGCCCAUGUUGUGACUGAGUUACAUCGACUUUUAAUGUUGUUUCUAUACCCUUGGAUAUUGCGCAAAUAACUGCUUACUAAAUUUUAACUUGUGUUUGUUUUUGUCCCAAUGCAUUGUUGGUUUCAGUCUAAUUCAAAUUAUUCUUUUAUUUUCCACAUUUUUUCCGCGCCUUAAGAUUUUUCACGACCCGUUUUCAUCCUUACAGGUUAUACACAAUCAGAUUUAUUGACAGACACAAUUUUGAGUCCAACAGACCCAUGCAACUCAUCAUUUAUUAACAUUUUUGCUUUUGAACCUAUUCAGAUGAGCCAAAAAAUAUGCUUGAUUUUAUGACUAGAUUUGGUCUAGCUACCGUGUGAGAAGAACGGUAGGCCCCAAAACAUUUUUUUUCUCCUAAACUAAGCGCAUAAAGAUGUUCUCUCGUUACAUACAUAAAAAAGAUGUGCCAUUGCAUUAAAUACCAAGACAGGCCAAAUGUAAAAUGAACUAAAAUGUGAACCUAUUCAGAUGAGCGGCAGUGUAUUCACUAUGUAUUUCGUUUUCGAAGAUUUUUUUUAUUUUUAUUCAUUCAAUAGCCCUUAUAGUCCGGUCAAAUUAAACUAAAAUAAGGGGGUGAGGUAACAUAAAUUUCCAGCAAGCUGA